Molecule: messenger RNA, 772 nt
Organism: Melitaea cinxia (Glanville fritillary)
Lineage: Eukaryota; Metazoa; Arthropoda; Insecta; Lepidoptera; Nymphalidae
Product: protein lethal(2)essential for life-like
Exons: 1
Coding region: 109-654 (181 amino acids)
Biological process (GO): response to heat; protein refolding
Molecular function (GO): protein folding chaperone
Source: RefSeq, a predicted model, not a curated record
AUUUGAAUCGAGCAUUCGAAACGCUAAGUACUCGCGACCGCGAAUAUUUCAACUGCGACUUUAUUCAAGUGAUUUUUUUGAAGUUUUCUUCGCAAUAAUAUUUUGAAAAUGUCUCUUCUACCGUACCUGCUUGGUCACAACCACUACGCACCAGCCCGUUUACUUGACCAGGAUUUCGGAUUGGCGCUGACUCCUGACGACAUGCUGACUUUGGUGGCUGCACCUAUGCUCUCCCAGGACUACUACAGACCCUGGCGUCAAUUGGCGAAUGCUGCUCGCGAUAUUGGCUCCAACAUCAAGGCCGACAAGGACAAAUUCCAAAUAAACUUAGAUGUUCAGCAUUUUGCACCUGAAGAGAUUACUGUGAAAACGGCUGAUGGUUUUAUCAUCGUCGAGGGGAAACACGAGGAGAAAAAAGAUGAACACGGCUACAUUUCUCGUCAAUUCGUUAGGAGAUACGCCAUUCCAAAAGGAUGCAACCCCGAUACCGUUGAAUCUCGACUCUCGUCGGACGGAGUAUUAACUGUCACGGCACCACGACAAUCCUCUGCUGUGAAGAAUGAACGAAGUGUCCCAAUCCAACAAACCGGCCCAGUUCGCAAGGAGAUCAAGGACUCGACAGAACAACAUGAAGAGAAGACGGAAAAAAAUUAAAUAAAGUCAUUUAAUUUCCAUUGUGCGUGUUAAAAGGUACCACCUAUCUUAUAACAUUAUAUCAGACUGAUUUUAUUUGUAUUUUUUAAAUUAUAAAUAAAUUUAUUUUAAGUUCCUA